AUGUCGUUCCGCCGUUCGUCCAAGAUUGCUCAUCCCGACUGGCUGUUCAAAGCCGUCGCGGAGUAUCGGGAUCUUGUGCCCGUGCAGAUCCUGGUGACCGCCGAUUUCGACCGCGCAGCCGUGUCGGAUGGCACCGCCGGCUGUCACUUCAAGGACCAAGCCUUUGUCAGGCCGUCCAUUGACGCCCGCGAGCUGCUUGGACCGUUCCUGGAUACCACUGUCGUCAAUAUCGCAAAGUGCAAUGAUAUCAUUGCAUGCAUGAGCGAUAAGGGCUAUGUUAUCCCCGAUCAGGCCGAGACUUACUUCAAGCAUGUCCUUCGGCAUCUACGCAAGGUUCGCGAGGCAGCUGAUAAGGGCAGGCUCAAUCUUCUGGCAGACUGCAUUGCCCUCCACGAUGGAGAUGACUGGGUCGAUACGCCCUUCGGAAAAGGGAUUCUGGUCCGAGCCCGCAGACCGGUCUCUGGUAAGGCUGUGAGGGAAGCCACAAUUCAGCAACACCUUAUCGAGGAUGCUGAGCGGGCUCAUCCCGUUGCUAAACCCGGCUAUGAAGGAGAGUUGGGUAGAUUGAUUCGAGUCAGGCGCUCGAAGGAUCAUAUUCCCAUCAUCGCUUUCGCCGCGAUGACCCUCCAAGCGGUCCACGACAGCUUCAAAAACUCGGACGUCACCUUGUUGAUGCUCACACGCAUACAAGUCGAAGGCAGCGGAAACACUGCAACCACGUCGCUCAGACAUGUUCACUAUGUCUACUUUAAGCAUACCGAAGGCAGAUACGAAUGGUUGAAAAAUCCGACGAUUUCUGACAAGCUCGCUGUCGGCCAGACUUUCGAGGGCGAAAGUAAGGUCCUCGUCGGCCAAGUGGGGGUCGGACUUUGCUCAGGCGACGAUCGAGCCUGGCUCGACUACAUCAAAGCCAACUUCGGUUUGCUGGUGCUGCAGUAUGCCUUUUGUCAUAAGCAGUUCCCAUUCGAUGAUUUCACCAAGGACGACCUUCAUGUGCUACUCGAGAAAGUCUCACGUCGCUCUGCUGCGGGGCUCACGAGAGACAAAGCUGACCGCCUGCUGAACAGCUUUGACUUCAGAGGCGAAACCGCCAAUCCGCAGCUCAUAGAUCUCUUCGCAGCGGCAACAUUCGAUCGUCCGGGAUUCGGCAUGGGUACCGCCAAAUACAUCGAGACCAUCCGUGAGAAUGUGGCCUUCCUCGAGACCCCGGAACCGGUCGGUCUCAACUUUCAUCACAUUCUUACCGGAACCGGACAGCAGAUGGAGCAGCGCGCCGCCAGGAUCAAUGCGGCCCACGCAAAGGCUCCAGAAUCGGGCUUCGGCGUUCGCUACUUCGUUGCUGGUAAAUGCGCCGUCCCGAUCCGUGUCGGCAAAUACUUUGAUCAGGCCCUCAGUGAGCACGAUGAGGACCGGCCCGCGUCUCCCGCCGACAUCCGCAACAUCAGUCAGAUCGGCGAGACGAAUUUCUUUGUGCGAAGAUAA
Messenger RNA from Moesziomyces aphidis, 1482 nucleotides. The record is from the annotation of a GenBank genome assembly. Lineage: Eukaryota; Fungi; Basidiomycota; Ustilaginomycetes; Ustilaginales; Ustilaginaceae.